GCAAGCCGAGUUGGUGCUCGCGAUCAAAGCUGAACGCUGUUUAUCUGAGCGCUGGAGAUCGAUUCACUCCCCUUUAAAGGUCGUCUAUAGGUAUAGGACAUCAUUUACGAAGAACCGACGAUCUGCCACCCUACCUACCUUUCUCUUUUACACGACAGAGGUGGUUGUGUGGUGUGAGGGGAGUGUGUUUGUGUGCGUGUGAGUAAUGGCAGAACAGCAGAGACAGCGUUCACUCUCCACAUCAGGAGAAUCACUGUACCAAGUCCUGGGAGUUGUUAAGAAUACAGCACCAGAAGACAUCAAAAAAUCCUACAGAAAACUAGCACUGAAGUUCCACCCAGACAAGAAUCCCGACAACCCAGAAGCAGCUGAGAAGUUUAAAGAAAUCAACAACGCUCAUGCCAUUCUGUCAGACACCACCAAACGCAACAUUUAUGACAAAUACGGUUCUCUCGGCCUCUAUGUGGCAGAACAGUUUGGAGAGGAGAACGUUAACACGUACUUCGUAUUGUCCAGUUGGUGGGCCAAGGCAUUGUUUAUAUUCUGUGGUGUGGCUACAGGUUGUUACUUCUGCUGUUGUCUGUGCUGCUGUUGUAACUGCUGCUGUGGGAAGUGUAAACCGCAUCCUCCUCGAUCAGAUGAACCGGAAUUCUAUGUGUCUCCUGAAGACUUGGAAGCUCAGAUGCAGUCUGAUGAGAGAGAUGGCAGCAGCCCAAUUGUAAUGCAGCCCUCGUCUGCCACAGAGACCACGCAGCUGACCACAGACUCUCACCGUACCAGCUACCGGACGGACACCAGCUAUUAAAACCCCUCUGCAUAACAUCCCUAUUUCUAUAUAUCUCUCAUUCUUUCUCUCUGCUACACACAUGGGACCACCAUGCUAGAAGAGGGCACUGAGGCGAAAGAGUGUUGAAAUAUACACAGAUAUUGGUUAAUGUCUAUCAAGCAGAUCUUCUGCUGUAUAAUUGGUAAACCUAAGUAAUGCUCCACUGUACAGGGAAAGUUUUUUCAUUUUUAUUUGUGUUUUACAUAUAUAUCCCCCUAACCUACUGCUGUAUUCAACACACACACAAAGAAAGACCUUCUUACAGUGUCAUUACAGUUUUCCUAUAAAUGUUGUGCAUCUUUAGAAUCUCAUUUUUCUACAUGAUCAAUGAAGGUGAUUUUGAUAUUUUUUUUAUUUGUCAGUUUUAAUAAUUUAUUAAAUAGUUUUCAAUGUACAUAAAUUGCAUCCGCCAGUUCAAACACUCAUAUCUCCAAACAUUUUAAAGUGAUAGAAAUCAUUGCUGUUUCUUAAAAUCGAUAAAUAUGAAAGCAUGAAAUGUGAAACUAUUUUUCAUAUGCUUUUAAAGCAUUCUAUUUUCAAAACGGAGGAAGAUAAUCUGAAGAUGGCAUUAUACUAAAAAAACAACUCUGCCGACUGUUGCUUUAGUAAACCCAAAGUUGUUUGCCUUUUGAUUGGAUCUUUCAACAAACCUCUCAAACUCAUCAUAGACAUCAUAGUUGUCCUAACUUGUUGCAUUCCAUGCUGCAGUUUCAACAGUCCUCUUUAAGUCUAGACAGUGUCUAUGUCUUUCGUAGUGAUGUUCUGCACAUUUUGUGGACUCAUUACAAAUAGACCUGCUCCUGUCCACAGUGAGACAUCUUGCAGCCCAUUUUUGUUAGACACUUGAUAAAUUAUGACAUCAUAGCCCUAAAAAGUUCACACUAGGCUUACUAUUAUUACUUCAAUAGAAAUUGAUUGAAAAUACUUGUAUAAAUUUAUAUUUAUAUAUAUAUAUAGUAAGGCAGUGUAAUAUAGUCUGAAGAGACAAUGUUCUCUUGUUUGCCAUGUGAUGGCCCUAACACUACUGUGUGUGAAUGGAAUCCAAUGCAUGUACUGUGAAUGUUUAUCUGUGCUUCAUUUCAGCGUGCGUGCGUGUGUUUUCAGGGAACAAAGGGUUUCGCUAAACGGGAUUGUCUGAUUCAUACACUGACUGUGGCAUAUUAUUUAUCAAACUCUUGAACCGGCUUUUAUAUUAUCCCUAUACACAUGUAUGUGUCUGUUUGUGUUUCUGUGUAUGAACAGUAUGUUUCCGUUUGUGUUUCUGAAGCCCAUUGCCAGACAAUGUGAUACAAUAUAAGCAUGUCAGGAUUGUAGGUAAAGGGAUUAAUCUCUUCAGGUCUCCUGUGUACUCGUGUUAACGUGCUCCCCAUAUAAGCCUAAAACAGGAGUCUGUGUCUAGCAUAGACAGACAUUGAUUAUUCGAUAACCAAUAUGAGGUUUUUAAUAGUUUAAUAGGUUCUUGUUGCAUUUGAUACCCCAAUCCUGAAUUUGUGGCUUUAGACAAUUCAAUAACAUUUAUUUAAUAACUUGUCAUUCAUUUAUUAAUAAUUUGAUUUAUUGAUCCUAGAGAUUAAAAUUGUAUUAAGUGGUUUCUUUUAAAUUAGAGCUUUCGAUUUAACAUGUUAAUUCAGUGAGAUUUUAUUAUUUAAAAUAGUAAUAAUGUUUUGAAAAUUAAUUAAUGCAAUUUAUCAUGUCCGUGAACCAACAAUGUGGAAUUCAAGCUUGAAGUGUCACCUUUUUUAAGCAGGGGGCAGUAAGCAAAACUCCAGCAGUAUUGGCAGCACACAGCUGUACCGUAUUAUUAUUAUUAUUAUUAGCAUUUCUGGCUAAGGAACAGACUACAUUCAGGCUUGCUUCCUUGACAGUAGCAUCAGCAAAAGAUGAGGAUGUUUUCUUGCGUUCAAACACUGCUGGAUGGAGUGCAAUUCCGAAUGUAGAUCCUGAGACGAGACAGGGUUGUUUUUACAUUUCAAACUAAGUUUAACUUGACAUAAAAUGCUGUUUAUGACGCUACCGAAGCGAGACGCACCUUCUGAUGCAUGUGUACAUUGAUGUGUUCUUAGACAAGUCCUAAUAAAUCUACCUCGACAGAUUGACAAAUUCAAUUGCAAAAUAGAUUGCAUUGGACUGUCUAUUUUUAUACGAUUGAUUGUGAUUCAUUAAUCGGUAUAUAAUUUAAUUAAUUUGAUUAAAUAUUUUCAUUGAUUGACAGCCCUAGUUUAAAUAAAUGCUUUUGUUUUAUUGAAAAUGUAUUUUAAACCUGUAAGACAUAGUUUUGUGCUUAAACAUGGACAUAUCUUUCCUCAGUUUACUGAUGAAUGUCAUUUUGGCUGUAAUUGUACCCAUAAUUUGAUCUGAUUCCCUAGUGGUAUGGUCUAAUUUAAUCAGUUUUACCCUAGUUGACAAUUUAAAUGUAUUACUAUUGAUUCUGCCCGAGAAUAUGACCCUGAUUCAGUGAUCAAUAUCCCUAGUCCCUGAUCACUCAAAUUAAUUUUUUUAUGUACAUUGUUAUUGGUGAUCUCAUAUACAUACUCGUUUAACCUCCUUUUUUGUUGUUGUCCCCUAUUCUUUUAUCACUGGAUACUUGCAUCCUACCUUUUUUUUCUACUUUUUUUAUAGGAGUGGACGCAAGCAAACAGAUAGCUUAAAUGUAGAAAACGUUCAUUUCUGUUGUAGAAACAAUUGACUAAUUCUAUAUUCAGCCUCAUAAUAGAACUGUGCGUGUGCGUGCUUUCUGGGACUGUAUCAUCAUCUAUGUUCUGUGUUUGAGUCUCUGUCAUUUCUUUAUGUUGAAUUAGCUAUAUAUGUUUCACUGUAUAUGUGUUUUUGUAUGCAUGUACACAUACAGUACAUGCAUGUGCAUGCACUUAAAGGGGAGUCUGCAGAAAACUCUUGUGUAUAACCUUCCCAGAAUUGUGUGUGUGUUGUUUGCUUAGGUUCACUUUGUGUAUGUGGAUAUUUCAUAGUUGUCUAGAUGUAUCUUUUAGAUUUUUAACAUUUUUGAAUGUUGAUUUGAAACAUUAUGCAGAUUAUUAGAGAUCAUGUUUUGAAACUUUGCUGAACUGCCAUGGUGAAAAUCUCAUGUAUAAUCAUUUUUGUCUUUAAGAUAUUAACCCAAACUCCACUGUAACACAGCUGUCUUUAGAUUACAUUAUUCCGGUUCUCCUAUCUUUUGUCUCCACUUCGUUGUUGUCGUUCAUGGUCAUCAAUGAUGAACCAUUAAUCCCUCUUGAUUUUGCUUCCAAUCAAAGAAUAUCAAAAGGAAUGAAGUGUUGUAUGAAUGCAGAUCUGAAAAUGUUCUCUUAUAUGAAGGAAGUAGUGUAAACAUGGUGAAAUGAAACAAUAUUUUAUUUUAUAUUGUCCUAUGUUUUUAAUAAAUUACAUAGUUCUUAAUGUAAGUGAAUAUGAGCAUUGUGCUAAGUGGCUGAAUUCUCUUGCACAUUCUGGAUAAAACAACUGAAAUUGUUGUAGCAUAAAUAUACUGUGUCAGACAUACGUAACAUGGAUAAUUGAUCUGAAGUUUCAGUUGAACAAUAAAUGUUAAGG
Xyrauchen texanus (razorback sucker) is the source of this 4372-nucleotide messenger RNA. RefSeq names its product dnaJ homolog subfamily C member 5-like. NCBI's taxonomy places the organism in Eukaryota, Metazoa, Chordata, Actinopteri, Cypriniformes, Catostomidae. Gene Ontology annotation, cellular component: presynapse; membrane; intracellular membrane-bounded organelle. The coding region runs from base 206 to 805 and encodes 199 amino acids. The transcript has 5 exons. The record is from RefSeq and is a predicted model, not a curated record. Gene Ontology annotation, biological process: regulation of synaptic vesicle cycle.